Messenger RNA from Adineta ricciae, 3015 nucleotides. The record is from the annotation of a GenBank genome assembly. NCBI's taxonomy places the organism in Eukaryota, Metazoa, Rotifera, Eurotatoria, Adinetida, Adinetidae.
AUGCAUGACGAUUGUAAAAUAUCGAUCGUCGCGAGUGGUUCUAUCCGUCAUCAACGUUUUUCGUCGCUUGCAACGAUUCCUCCCUCUCGUUCAUCUUCACCUUCGUCAACAUUAGUUUCAAGAUCACCAUCGACGAUUGCCCAAGAAACAUUCAUUCGCGUGUUUUGUUCAUUUGUUUACAAAAAUUUUGAAUCAGUCAAAAUUGAUGGUAUGUCAUGUUCUCUUGGAGAACUGAAACGUUUAAUCGCGGCAAAAUCAUCGCGUUCAGGGACUUACCAUCCCAAGGAUGAUUAUGACUUAAUUAUCAGCAACGCCAAUACACAUGAAGAAUACAGAGAUAAUUCAGAUUUGAUACCUCGAAAUGCAAGUGUUAUUGUGGCUCGACGUAUUCGUGGAAUUGUGGAUACAUUGACGCCAUUAUCUACCCAAAAGCCUGUUGUUUCAUCAGAUGAUAUUGUGAAAGAUAUUUUGUUACCUGCAAUUUUCAAUCAAAAUCAAUUGACUACGGGAAAUUCAUCAUCGGUUGUCGAAACAAACGCGAUUCCGUUAGAGAAACUCACUGAAACAACAAGUAACAAUGGCCAGGCGAAAGAAAUGACGGAAGAUGAUUUAAUCAAAGAAAUUCAAAUGGGUUCUCAAGCUCGUUACGUGAUGCCACAGCCACCUUAUAGAACGAAUUUAUUUGUAUGUCACCAUUGUAAACAACCUGGCCACAUCAAAAGUCAAUGUCCUUCAUUUUCACAAACAUCCAAUGCGAAUUCGACUGGUAGUACGUCGAAUACAAGUUCAACUCCAGGAGAUAAUACACAAGCGGGAACUUCAGGUCCAAUACGACCAUCUGUACCACAUUCAUCUCAUAUUGUUACACGUCAUGCACCAUACCAGAUGUCCUAUCAUCCCCGUGGAAAUCGUUCGCAUCGUGGUGCUGGUCAUCCACGCGGUGAACCACUACCGAAAAAGACCACGGGAAUUCCACGUGAUCGACUUAUACCAAUUUCGAAACAUAUACCCGGUGCAUUGCGAGAUCAAACUGGUGCUUCGGUUGUACCAAGACAGAUGGUAGAAUUAUAUAUGGAGCGAUUAGGAAAGAAAGAGGAUACUUCAGCUCAAACAUCUCGUCAAAACGAUGACAAAUCUGCUUUGCCAUCCUAUUUAUCGUCAAACAAAUCAGCUGAUGAAGAUCUACCACCCAAUGAUCUUCUUUGUCCUUUAUGUAAACGAGUUUAUACUGACGCUGUGAUUGCACCUUGUUGUAGUCAUAGUUUUUGUGAUAGUUGUAUUCGCACAGCUUUGAUUGAAAGUCCGGACCAUGAGUGUCCUAGUUGUCGCACUCAGCACGUUGCUAUUGAUCAGAUAAAUCCCAAUCUAUUUUUACGAAAUCACAUUAAGCGUUGGCAUGAAAGUCAGAAUCAAUCCUACUACCCACAAUCGACUGCACCUUCGUCAAGUGUAGAUCAAGAUUCGGAAGCAACAUCAAUCAAUCGGUCGAAUUCAAACGAAACAGAUGAAUACGAUACAGCUGUUCUUUCGACAAAUUCUCAACCAGCAAUUUCGUCGGCGAAAGCAGCACCUAUCAUUAUUAAAAUGCAACUGAAAAGUCAAUCACCACCAUUGCCGGUUGCCGCGAAUCGACCAGUUGAUGUUCCAUCCGAAAGUGAAAAGACAGUCGAUUCAGAUCCAACAGUAUCUAGUCGAAAAGACUUUCAUACAAACGACGAAAUAGCAGAUAGUUUACCUUCAUCUAGCAUGGCUGAAAAUGAAAAGACAGAACCUGAAACACCUCUAAUUCAAAUGACACACUCAAAUACGAUCUAUACUUCUCCAACGCCUGCUACUACAAUGGCUCCAGCCAAUCCUGUUGUACAACAUUAUUACCCAGCUCCUCCACAUCAUAACAUUAUCUAUCCUCAUCAUGUUCCUCCAGCUGCAGCAAAUGGCCUUUACGCCAUGCAACCAAAUUACUAUCCCCCGCCGAUGGGCGUUCGAUAUCCACCAGCAGGUAUUCAUCCGUAUCAACCAUAUCCACCUGUGCAACCAGUUCAUCAUCAUCAUCAUCCUAUUCCUCCUCCUCGUCCAAUCGUUCCAUCUCCACAUAUUCCAACAAACGGUUAUACUAUGCCCGGUUUUCAUCCACAUCCUACAGCUCCAUUUACUUCAACAUCAACUUUUAUUGCUCAUCAUCAAACAGCAACGCAGCCGAUAUCGACAACGCUAUCUGAAAAUGAAUUCUACACGAAACAACGGUACUUUCAACGAAUGCAAGGUUCACCCAGUCGUCGUCGUUCGCGUUCAUCCUCUUAUUCAUCAUAUUCGAGCAGUGAUUCUCGUAGUUCCUCACGUUCGCGUCACGAUCGUCAUCGUCGUUCAUCUCGUAGUCGAAGUCGUCGACGUACCAAGAAGUCGCCUAGCCGCGACAAUCGUCGUCAACGACGAUCAUCAUCGUAUCAAAGUCGACGUCGACCACCACCACCACCCCCUGCUGACAUCAAAGAUAAGUACUCGUCGUCGGCAUCGAAAUAUCGAAGAUCUUCACCACGGCCAAAUCGAAACUAUGAACGCCGUCGUUCGCCUCGUCCACCUCCAACGGUUCAACAAUCGACACAACGGACGUUUGUUUAUAUGGAAGAAUCGUCACAUUCCAGUCGAGACCGUCGUCGAUCAAAGAGUCGUUCGCGAGGUACUGAUGAUCGUAAUAAUACGUCAUCAUCAUCAUCGUCGAAGAAAGAACAACAACAACAACAACAACAACCAGCAUCGCAAUCUUCUCCGGCGCCAACCCCGACGACGACAACACCUUCAAUACCAACGACGCUUUCAUCGAAAAUCGAAACAGUAGCGGAGGAAUCAUCGGGAAAAGCUCAAGAUGAGAGUACCAAAAAUGGAAAAAAGCAUAAGAAGCAUCACAAGAAACAUCGACAUUCGAGUUCAAAGAGCAAAAAACGCCAUCGUAGUAAAGACAAAGAGAAGAAAACCAUGAUCGACUCCUCGUCAUCUGUUCUUGAAGUACAAUCAUAA